This is a messenger RNA of Colletotrichum karsti, 546 nucleotides long. RefSeq lists its product as uncharacterized. The record is from RefSeq and is a predicted model, not a curated record. The transcript has a single exon. The coding region runs from base 1 to 546 and encodes 181 amino acids. NCBI's taxonomy places the organism in Eukaryota, Fungi, Ascomycota, Sordariomycetes, Glomerellales, Glomerellaceae.
AUGAGCCGACCGGGUAGAUAUCAUUGCCAAGCCCUGGAUGAGGCUCUUCGCGGACUAUCUCGCCCUUUCCCGUUGUCGCCGGCCCCAGUCCCUGCAUGCCCGCUUCCCUUCGCCGCCAAGCUUGUCGCCCGUCUCGCAGAGAUCCGCCACCCCCACCAGAAAGAUGAUGAGUUGAGAGGCAUCCUCCUAUCCCUCAAAGCAGAUGAAGUCGCGCGCUUAGAACGCCUGGGAGAAGACGGGAGUGUGGACGACUUCGCGGAAGACGACGGAGUUCUCGGUAAUGCUGACGAGCUUCUGGCUCGAGAGCGUAUGGGCGGAGCCGAGCUAAUUAUUCUCCCUAUCGAUGACGAGGGCAUGCAGCGCAUGAUGGACGAGGAGGCCGAUGCGUGCCGUGGGCAGUUCUGGCUACGCCAGCUAGACGGAGAUUACACCCCGGACGUCAAGUCUUCGGACGUUUCCGAGCCUGGGCAAGAAAUUUGGGCCGGUUCUCCUUUCACCCACAUCGACGCAAGAUCGACGAGAUACUCCACGGGGAUGAUGAUCUAA